GGUUUAUUGUCAUUGUCAAAGUUGUCGAAUUCCGAUUCCGAUUAGCGACUGCCUGAGUAAUUUUCGAUUGUCUUAUUAUUUUAAGGUACCCAGAUGGAAUAAACUGUUUGAAAUUAAAUAAAUAACAGCUUACACCGCCACGAUGCAGUACACAUCUGACGAAGCCUAUGCACGGCUUAUCAGCCACCAUAUGACUGUACCGCAAAGAAUUAAGGCUACUGGUGACAUAGUAGAUGAAGAUAGUGCUCCUAAUGGAAUAGUGUCGGGCUGGGACUAUGCAAAUGAAAAGUUUGACAUGAAAGUACCUGAAAGGAUACUUGUAGUGGGACAGGAUCAACAUGUUGGUACAAAAGCUCCACCUCGUGAAAUCCAGCUGGAUAAUGCAGUGCUACCAACAGACCCAGGUAUGAUUCGGGUCAGCACACCACCUCGUGUAAUUACACUUGACCAACAUUACUUCCCAUCUGCUGAUGACUUUCCUCAAGGCAUGCCAACUAACUCUCCUCCAAGGAAUUCAAGAAACUUCAGGUCUCAAGGUGAUGGGGCACGUUCUACUACUCCCCGUCCUGAUAAUUUCAAUGAGUCCACUAUGACUGAGUCACGUUUGGUAUUGAGAGACCCAACGCCACCAAUGGGAAAUGGUGAAGGUUUGUCUACUUCUGAGGAGUUGGUACAUCUACGGCGUCAAAUCGUCAAACUUAAUCGCCGUGUAAUGUCAAUAGAGGCAGAGCAACUUCAGCGGCAACAGAAAGAAAAAAUUGCAUAUGCUUUUGGUAUAGCAUACUUGUUAUUUAAAGUUAUUGCUUGGCUGAAUAGAUCCUAAGCGACAUUAGGAGCAGCAUCAUUAAAAUGUAAGAUGAAGUCCUAUCCAUGUACUGUUGACUUUAUGAAUUUUGAAUCACUGGAUUGUUGUUUUAAGAGGCAUUUUCUGUAGAAUGUCACUUUCUGAUGUAGUAAAGGUGGAAGUGUUAUAGUUCAUCAAAGAUUAUUAUUUCUUAGCAUUUAGGAAACACUUUUUUUAUAUAUGUUGUCAGUUGUACCUACAAUACUGCAACUUUUACAGUGAAUACUUACACAAUAUUGAUAACUUUUCUUGCAUUCAUCUACUUUUAAUGAAUUGUUGAGAAGUUUCAUGACCCUCCCUUUAGUGUAUAGAUGUAUGAACUGGGUCAUUUUAUUUGAAUAAAACAAUAUAAGUUAAAA
Spodoptera litura is the source of this 1203-nucleotide messenger RNA. RefSeq names its product transport and golgi organization 11 (gene Tango11). The record is from RefSeq and is a predicted model, not a curated record. NCBI's taxonomy places the organism in Eukaryota, Metazoa, Arthropoda, Insecta, Lepidoptera, Noctuidae.